This is a messenger RNA of Ochlerotatus camptorhynchus, 1947 nucleotides long. RefSeq lists its product as uncharacterized. The transcript has 3 exons. Lineage: Eukaryota; Metazoa; Arthropoda; Insecta; Diptera; Culicidae. The record is from RefSeq and is a predicted model, not a curated record. Gene Ontology annotation, molecular function: protein binding. Bases 110 to 1453 code for a protein of 447 amino acids.
AUCACAACAAAAAAUGCAAAUGGUCGCAACGCAAGUUCGCCACUAUUUUGCUCCGCGUUUUAAAGUUACAAAUUACCCUUGAAAAGUGUCCACUAGUCCCCGGGAAUAGAUGUGGAAGUAUGUCUCGCGCCGUAUCCGUGAUGUUUGCGAUCGAACCUACACUGUACUAGACGUUCGCCGCCCGUGGCAGUGCGGUGGAGAGCGGUUGUGCUCCGAAAAUAAUCUUCCAGGAGAUGGACAGCAGCAAUCGAAGGACGAGAAAGUUCCUCAACGGGAAAAGGCCAAAGCAUCCUACUGUUUGUUGAGUGUGGCCAGGAGCCACCUCGAGUUGAGUCGGGAAAGAAAGCAGCACUAUGAUACCGGGUCGAACAGUUCCGAUAAGGAGGGAUUUCGCCGAAAGGAAUACUGUUCCUUUCAGCCAAACUGGAUUGGAGCAAUCACUUGGACAAAUGCCAUCAUCUGCGGUUGGUACACAAGCCAACUGAUCUGUCUCUACCGUCGUAACCACAAGUGGGAGGGUCCCAAGUGCCUUCCGUACUUGAUUUCCUCCGCCCAUAAGUUCCCCCGUGAGUUUCAAAGCUCGCACUAUUCGAGUUGCCAUCCCUUCUCUAAUCCACCCCCUCUCGAGCAUGCUCCGAAGUCACAGCAGGACCCACAACAGUCAUUGGUUCCCACUUUUCUGGGAUUCCCGAUACCAACGGCCAAACCCAGCCGUCUCGACGAGUUUGACUUUGAAGAUCUGUCCGGUGCUCGCAGAAAUGUCCUGUUCGAAAUCAACAACGAUGGCCGUCAACAGACCGGAAAUCAACACCGUUUUGACUCGCUUGUUGUCAACGAGGGACGUGGUCUUGCUGCGGUUAAACAGCAGCAGGAGCCCAAAGCUCCGACCGUCGAGUCGGCCAUGGAGAAUCUGAUGUCCGUUAUCGGUGAGAUCGAAUACCAACUUGGAGUGGAGAACCUGGAGAUUGGUGAUUAUACAACAGCGGUGUCUCACUUGAAGUUGGGUACCAGCCACCAGCAUGCCGGUGCAGCUUUCAAUCUGGGAAUCUGCUACGAGCAAGGGUUCGGGGUCAAGAAAAGUGCUCGUGUGGCGAUGGAAUGCUUCCAUUUGGCAUCAACCUUAGGUCAUGCUCAAGCCAUGUAUAAUCUCGGCGUUUACUACGCUCGCGGUCUCGGUGGACUACGCCGUAGUCGACCAAUGGCGAAGAAGUGCUUCACGGCGGCCGCCGAUUUGGGACUGGAGGAAGCCAUCGUUGCGCUUGGACCUAGCUACAACAAGCAGUCAUCCAUGUCGUCUCCCAGUGGCUCAUCGGUUUCGACGCCGCAACCGAUGGCCGCUCCGUACGGUUUCAAGUUCACCUUUGAUGAUGUUGAACGGUAUGGCUACGAUGCUGUCAAAGUCCCGGAACAACCAGAACAGCUUGAACUACGUUUAGUAUCGGCAAUGGCUUAAUUUGAGUGUAUUUUUUGCUUUCUUUUUUAUAUUGAUUUAAUUAUGAUAUCAUAUUUUCUUUUCUGAUAGAUGUUACCUAUAAUCGCAUACCUGCCCCGUAUGUAUAUGUAUUGAUAUCAAGAAAAUGACUGUCAAAGUUACGGAGUGCAUUUCCCAUGUUAAUGUGUUGUUUUCUUAUAAACGAUAGUUGCAAUGAAGCUUGAAUGUUUUAUUACAUCAGCGAAAAUUAGAGAAUUUAAAAGGCAGACCAGCAACUUGAUCUCUGAGGGAUAAAAUUUAUGAAUAUGACUCUUAUGUGGUUUUAUUUUGCAUGAUGGGACCAACGGUCUUGAUGUAUUUUUCAUCUUAUUCAAGAACAAGGUCCUCAAUUUUAUCAUUGUAUGAACACUGCCGUUACAUGCAUAAUUGUCUCAUGUUCUGCGGGAUUCUUUUGGAACGUGGGACAUAUAUGCGUAGAACGGCAGAAUAGUAGAUGCCAAUUGAUAAUCCCCCCU